AUGCCCAAAAGGACCAGUGAACCAUCGACCAGCUUUUCUGACCAGAAAUAUGCUCGACUAGAGGAGUUCGACAAGCAACAAGCCGAUUCUUCAACCUCAUAUCAGCCAAACUACCGCGACCCAAACUGGGACAUUGGAAGGUACGUUGAGAUCUUGAAAAAUGGACAUCAACCGGACGCCUAUUCUAAAUUAAAGUUCUUUACAGAGCCUUAUACUCCUGACGAGGAUUAUACAGUGAGUUUUUUGUUUUCUUUGGUUGUUUUUGGUUUAGGUUCAUCAAUAAUCUGAAGGUCUGAUAGUUUUUGAUAAAGUUGUUGCAUUUUGAGAAAGUUUGAACAAUUUUCUCAUCAAUAUGACUAGAAAAGAGUCUUGCAAACGUAUUGAUGCCAAAAUUAGCCUUUUUAAGACUAGAGAAGCUUGAAAAAAUCCACCUUACCAAAGACGUUAGGAGCAUCAUAUGUUUUAGCCAUAAACUCCUCUGUUUUGAGUAAAUCCUAAAUAUUAUUGAUUUAAAUAGCGAGAAUAAGGUCUUGUGAUCCUCUUCCUAAAAAAUUCGCAUAUUUUGAGAUCCGUAUAAGAUCCAAAGAAGACCAAACCAUGAAUAAUAUCCAUGACUUUAGGAAUGGCCAACGUUUGAACGCAAAAGAGGUGCCCGAAUCGUUCGCGAACGGCUCGGAAGGACGUAUUUCGAUCCGGAAAAGGCCCACAACUACUUUAGCUACUCAGUAAAAGACAAAGGGAUCUACUGUCGAGCAUGUGCCAUCUUCGCGUCAGAUAAAGAAGGUCCGGCGGAAGCUUCAAAGUCUGAUAAGCUGAUCAAAUCGCCGUUUAUAAACUUUCGCAAAUUCAACGGUGGACAAAGUCAAGGGAAGACAAAGCACGAGAAAGGGACGUUUCACUUGGAAUGUGUUCAACGUGCCAAUUCUUUUUUAAACUCAAUGGCAGAACGACCAGGUGUGAGGAUACCACCGCCUUUUCAACAAAGUUUAGUCACUUAUCAGGUGGUGGAUUUCGGUGGUGUUAGAUUUGUUUUGCCGUAA
This is a messenger RNA of Bursaphelenchus okinawaensis, 1040 nucleotides long. NCBI's taxonomy places the organism in Eukaryota, Metazoa, Nematoda, Chromadorea, Rhabditida, Aphelenchoididae. The record is from the annotation of a GenBank genome assembly.